AGGCAGGCUGUCUAGUACUUGAUCAAUAAUAUAUAGAUUUAUAAUUUUCAGUCUUUUGUAUACAACUCUUUAGUUUAGUCCUUCUCAAAAUCACUUAAUAAGUUAGCUCCAUAAUACAUCAUUUUGUUAUUCCAUUAAAACUUUUGUGUUACAUAUUAUUCAUUGAUCAUGUCGAAGGUGACAACCGGGAUUCCGAUCCCCCAGCAGUCCUAUGCUCCUCAGCCUCCGCCGCAGUAUGGCCAGCAUCAACGUACUAGCGGAAGUUUUUCUACUGGUCUUUGUGAUUGUUGCUCUGAUAUGUCGUCAUGUUGCCUAACAUGUUGGUGUCCUUGCAUCACCUUUGGACGGAUAGCAGAGAUAGUUGACAGAGGCUCAACAUCAUGUUGUACGAGUGGAACCUUAUACACUCUACUUUUAUGCUUAACUGGGUGCCAAUCGAUAUACUCGUGCACCUACCGCUCAAAGUUGAAGGCACAGCUUGGAAUGCCAGAUAACUGCUGUGCGGAUCUCUGUUCCCACUGCUGCUGUGAGUAUUGUGCCUUAUGUCAAGAGUACCGUGAGCUUCAACACCGCGGCUACAAUCUUGCACUUGGAUGGCAAGGCAACAUGGAAAGACAAAACCCUGGAAUCGCGAUGCCUCCACAAGUGCCUUCUGGAAUGGCGCGGUACUAAGCAUUUGCAGUACCAGAUUGAAAGGUCUCGGUGAAGUUGGGAGAUUUCGUAUGUAUUACAGAUUUACAGACAUGUUUAAUCAUGUAAUAUGCUAUAAGUAAGCAACUUUUUAGUAUUAUAGUAAUGUAUUCAUGAUUAAGGUGUAUUUUAACUUCAUACACUAUUCCAAUUAUGACA
Messenger RNA from Chenopodium quinoa (quinoa), 849 nucleotides. Its product is annotated as protein PLANT CADMIUM RESISTANCE 2-like. The coding region runs from base 169 to 672 and encodes 167 amino acids. The transcript has 4 exons. The record is from RefSeq and is a predicted model, not a curated record. NCBI's taxonomy places the organism in Eukaryota, Viridiplantae, Streptophyta, Magnoliopsida, Caryophyllales, Amaranthaceae.